UUUGGCACUGGUGCAGUUGUGCCUUUGCACGAUUUCGAAUAUUGAACAGAGAAGCUUGUUGCUUCGAUCCUCGGUUUUCUUAUUUACCAAAAGUUAGCUUUCUCUAGAUCAUCAAUUACUUAGCCCCUCUAGGGUUUUCUUUUUUGCUUUUUCGCUUUGAUUUCAUCGAUAUUUUUUUAUCACAUUGCCUCGUCCCAUUAUAAAACUGUGUUUUUGUUUCAAGUUUGGGCUUGAUCAACGUUUGCGGAUCUUGGUUUAGUAGUGCAGAUUUUGUUAGUAAAAAGUUCUCAUUAAUUAGCACAAUCUUUUUUUUUUUUUAGUGUGGGAUUAAUAGUUUGAAUUUAGAAGCUGGUGAGACAGGUCUGAAUGUGGGUUUCUUGUGAAUUGGCGAUUUCCAGAUUUAAAAUUUAACAGCUUAGGGUAAAGUUUGUGCAUUUGGAUGCUGGAAUAUUGGUGGAUAUGUACAUAGUUACUGAGUUGAAAUACCUUUUGAUGUGGAGGUUUUGUUCUUUCUGUUGGGAGCUAGAUUGUCUGUAGAAUGUGAGAAGAUAUACUUUGAAAAAUGGAUGAUGGAGAUAUUGAAAUGUGGUUUCCUAUUUGGAACAACUGGAGUUCAACUGAAACGACUGAGUCUCGUCUCUUUAUUGUCUCCUGUUUUGUUGCUGCCUUAAUUGGUAUAUUGACAAUAGCUUUCACAGCCUUUCAAUGGAGAAGAAACAUUAAUUUAAGUUGGACGAAAGCCAUAGCCAGUUCAAAGAAGAACCCAAAGACAAGGCACAAAGUUCCAUUAGCUCCACAUAGUUGGGUUCCAGAAUCUGUAUCUCGUGGGAAGAAUUUAAAUUGUUGUGUUUGCUUAAAGUCCAUGUCCCCUUCUCAAACGCUUGGGCCUAUACGGGCUUCAGACAAUUUUAUUCACCGCUGCAAUGUUUGUGGUGCAGCUGCCCACUUGAGUUGCUCUUCAAGUGCCCACAAGGAUUGCAAGUGUGUGUCUAUGAUUGACUUGGAACAUGUGAUGCAUCAGUGGGCAGUUCGAUGGACAGAAAUUACAGAUCAACCAAAUGAAGCUUCCUUCUGUAGUGACUGCGAAGAUCCAUGUAGUGGAUCUUUUCUUGUUGGAUCCCCUAUAUGGUGCUGCUUCUGGUGUCAACGAGUACUUCAUGUUGAUUGCCACAAUAAUAUUUCUAAUGAAACUGGAGAUGCUUGUGAUUUAGGUCCAUUCAGAAGGUUGAUUCUAUCACCACUUUAUGUUAAGGAAGUGAACCAUACGUCAGCAGCUGGAUUUUUAAGCUCAAUCACACAUGGAGCCAAUGAAGCUAUAUCAUCAGUGCGUGCAAGUAUUAGGAGUCAGAGCAAGAGAUACAAGCAUGGUAGUGAAUCUUCUGUUGACACAGUUGAUAGUGGUAAUACCUGUGAUCCAUCUACGGAAAGAACAGCUGAUGCUCAUGGAAGAGUUAAUAGCUCCCCUGGACCAGAGGAAAACAGUAAUGGUAUCAUGAAUAUGGUGGUUUCUCCACGAGAGGGUGAGUUAGAUCAGACGAUGGAAUCAAAGCCCAUUUUUAAGAGAAGCGGUUCAAAUAAUCGGAAGGACGAAUCUCAAACAUUAAGGAUGAAACAGAAAUUUGAGUUAAUUGAUUUGCCCCCUGAUGGAAGACCAUUGUUAGUUUUCAUCAACAAGAAAAGUGGGGCUCAACGUGGAGAUUCUCUCAAGCAACGAUUGAACCUUCUUUUGAAUCCUGUCCAGGUUUUUGAGUUGAGCUCAGUGCAGGGACCAGAAGUGGCUCUUUUUCUAUUCAGGAAGGUGCCUCACUUUAGAGUUCUUGUAUGUGGGGGAGAUGGUACUGUUGGCUGGGUUCUAGAUGCUAUAGACAAGCAGAACUUUGUUUCUCCUCCUCCUGUUGCUAUUCUUCCCGCUGGAACUGGAAAUGAUCUAGCCAGAGUACUUUCCUGGGGAGGUGGCCUGAACUCUGUUGAAAAACGAGGAGGCCUCUGCAGAGUAUUGCAAGACAUAGAAAAUGCUGCAGUUACCAUUCUUGAUCGGUGGAAGGUAUCGAUUCUAAAUCAGCAGGGAAGGCAACUCCAACCUCCAAAAUUUAUGAACAAUUAUCUUGGAAUUGGGUGUGAUGCAAAGGUUGCUCUGGACAUUCACAAUCUGCGGGAGGAGAAUCCUGAUAAAUUUUACAACCAGUUUAUGAAUAAGGUGCUGUAUGCCAGAGAAGGUGCAAAGAGUAUAAUGGACAGGACUUUUCAAGAUUAUCCCUGGCAAGUUAAAGUCGAGGUGGAUGGUGUUGAGGUAGAGGUCCCUGAGGAUGCAGAAGGUGUACUUGUUGCAAACAUUGGAAGCUAUAUGGGAGGUGUAGACCUUUGGCAUAACGAGGAUGAAAAUUAUGAUAAUUUUGAUCUGCAGUCUAUGCAUGAUAAGAUACUUGAGGUUGUGAGCAUAUCUGGAACAUGGCACCUUGGAAAGCUUCAGGUGGGGCUGUCUCGUGCUCAGAGACUUGCACAGGGAAAGUCAAUUAAGAUACAGCUCUGUGCUGCUCUGCCUGUUCAAAUUGAUGGGGAGCCUUGGUUUCAGCAACCUUGCACUGUAGUUAUAUCACACCACGGGCAGGCCUUUAUGCUGAAACAGGCAGUCGAGGCACCCCUUGGUCAUGCAGCAGCUAUAAUUACAGACGUUCUUGAGAAUGCUGAAUCCAGUCAUAUAAUUAAUGCUUCACAGAAGCGAGCCCUUCUUCAAGAAAUGGCGGUAAAGCUGACCUGAACGUUUUGGUUGUAUAGCAUUUUUGAGUAUGUUUUUUUUUUUUUUUUUGUGGCUUUAUAUCAACAUCUCUUGUUUGUCUUUUGGAAUGUCAUACAUAAUCGCUUUAGAAAAAUGAAAACAGUAUAGCUGAAGUAUGUUGUAGUUUUGUAUACAAAAGGGACUCGCUCAAAAGAGUGGAAAUUUUGGCAAUUUUGUGUUGAAAGUGAUUGACAUAAAAAAAUCCUUUCCACUU
This is a messenger RNA of Mangifera indica (mango), 2990 nucleotides long. RefSeq names its product diacylglycerol kinase 1-like. The record is from RefSeq and is a predicted model, not a curated record. Gene Ontology annotation, molecular function: ATP-dependent diacylglycerol kinase activity. Bases 563 to 2758 code for a protein of 731 amino acids. The transcript has 8 exons. NCBI's taxonomy places the organism in Eukaryota, Viridiplantae, Streptophyta, Magnoliopsida, Sapindales, Anacardiaceae.